This is a messenger RNA of Lagopus leucura (white-tailed ptarmigan), 435 nucleotides long. RefSeq names its product FANCD2 opposite strand (gene FANCD2OS). The record is from RefSeq and is a predicted model, not a curated record. The coding region runs from base 1 to 435 and encodes 144 amino acids. The transcript has a single exon. NCBI's taxonomy places the organism in Eukaryota, Metazoa, Chordata, Aves, Galliformes, Phasianidae.
AUGGCGGACGGUUACCGGCUGUGGGCUCCCUCGCCCUUGGACGAGUCGCUGGGCUGGCUGCGGGGAACGCGGCCGCAACCUCCGCCCGCCGCCUCGGCGCACCCCUUCCGCUGGGCCGGCCUGCAGGCGGCGGCGGGCGGGCAGCGGGGCGGCGGGGCCGCGUUGCCGCGGCCGCAAGCCGUGAGGUUGCAGAGCCUCGACGCCGUCUUCGAGCGGCUGGUUACGGCGCAGCCGCCGCGCCGGAUCGGCGUCCUGCGCGUUUCGGAGCGCUCGGCUUUCUGCAGGGUGGUCGACCCGCGGCGGUGGCGGGCCCGCGGGCUGCGGGAGGCGGAAGCGAGGGUGGUCGCCGCCAUGUGCCAGCAGAUGAUGCGCGCCAUCCUGCUGCUGUACGCUGCCUACAAGAAGUGCGCCUUCGUCCUGCAGCACACCCACUGA